AUGGACUUCCUUAAACGUGAUUUCCCUGAGUAUCCUUGGAGCAUGAGAACUCUUGACAGGCAACUUCGUUACUCUGACAUUUUCUACAAGGACCAGAGUGUUGAAGUCGACAUCGUAAAGGCAGCAGUGGAAAAUGAACUGAAAGGUCGUUGUAAGCUUUUAGGUUACUGAGCUAUGCACAGAAAAAUCUGCCAAGAGUAUGGCGUAAAUGUAACAAGAGACCAAGUGUGCAAUGUCAUGUCUGACUUAGACCCGGAGGGUCUUGAAGCACAUGGCAGCAUUGGAGCAAAGAAAAAAGGAAAGAAGGGAACUUUUAAUACAAGGGGAUCCAACUGGGUUCACUCGUUAGACAGCGACGACGGACUCAUGGGAUAG
Molecule: messenger RNA, 375 nt
Organism: Porites evermanni
Lineage: Eukaryota; Metazoa; Cnidaria; Anthozoa; Scleractinia; Poritidae
Source: the annotation of a GenBank genome assembly